This is a messenger RNA of Pecten maximus, 2011 nucleotides long. RefSeq names its product spliceosome RNA helicase DDX39B-like. Gene Ontology annotation, biological process: mRNA splicing, via spliceosome; mRNA export from nucleus. NCBI's taxonomy places the organism in Eukaryota, Metazoa, Mollusca, Bivalvia, Pectinida, Pectinidae. Gene Ontology annotation, molecular function: RNA binding; RNA helicase activity; ATP binding. The coding region runs from base 141 to 1424 and encodes 427 amino acids. The transcript is spliced from 10 exons. The record is from RefSeq and is a predicted model, not a curated record.
UAUUACAAACGGUGGUGCAAUGUGUUUUCCAACUAACACAUAUACACACGUUUUGACGGAAUACCACCAGUCGGAUUUUGCUCGCUGUCUUAAACAGAACUAUAUACGUACAGUUUCAAACAUUGAAUAUCUUUGUGACGAUGGAUCCCAUGGAUGAUAUCGACACAGAACUUAAUUAUAUUGAAGAGCCUGAAGAUGAAACCACGCCCCCUAAGAAAGCUGGCCAUGUCUCCGGGGGCAACAUGAAAGGGGAAUAUGUUUCUAUACAUAGCUCGGGAUUCAGGGACUUCCUUCUCAAGCCGGAACUUCUGCGGUCCAUCGCCGACUGUGGAUUUGAACAUCCAUCACAAGUUCAACACGAGUGCAUCCCGCAAGCAGUGUUGUCGAUGGACGUGUUGUGUCAAGCCAAGUCUGGUAUGGGGAAGACUGCUGUGUUUGUUCUGGCCACACUUCAACAGUUGGACCCUGUGGACGGACAGGUUUCUGUCAUAGUGUUGACACACACCCGGGAACUUGCCUUCCAAAUUGCAGACGACUACCGGAAGCUAUCUCGUCAUAUGAACAGUGUCAAGGUCGCUGUGUUUUUCGGAGGAAUCACUAUCAAACAAGACGAAGAGACGAUGUCAAAGAACUGUCCCCACAUUGUCAUAGGAACUCCCGGCCGCAUCUUAGCACUGGCUCGGAAAGGGACACUCAAACUGGGAAACAUCCGCCAUUUUAUCCUGGACGAGUGUGACAAGAUGCUUGAAAUACUAGACAUGAGGAAAGAUGUUCAAGAUAUAUUCAGAAUGACGCCACACGAGAAACAAGUCAUGAUGUUCAGCGCCACCCUUGGGAAGGAAUCUCGUCUUGUCUGCAGGAGGUUUAUGCAGGAUCCAUUGGAGGUCUUUGUAGACAACUGCUCCAAGUUGACCCUGCACGGCCUUCGACAGUUUUAUGUCCAGGUCACAGAGAAGGAGAAGAACAGAAAACUCGUGACACUUCUCGAUGCCCUGGAAUUCAACCAGGUGAUCAUAUUUGUGAAGUCCGUCCAGAGGUGUGUGGCUCUAGCCAAGUUGCUGUUGGACCAGAACUUCCCAGCCAUUACCAUCCACAGUGCCAUGAAGCAAGAGGAAAGGCUAUCUCGAUACAAACAAUUUAAGGAAUUCGAGAAGCGACUCUUGGUGUCCACGAAUCUUUUUGGCCGAGGGAUGGACGUUGUCGGAGUCAACAUUGUCUUCAAUUACGACAUGGCAGAGGACUCGGACACCUUUCUCCAUAGGGUUGCUAGAGCUGGGAGAUUCGGCACGAAGGGCAUGGCCAUCACCUUCAUCGCCAACGAGAUGGAGGCCACAAUAAUGAAUAAGGUACAGGAACGAUUCCAGGUCAAUGUUCCUGUUUUACCUGAUGAAAUCGACACAUCCUCUUACCUUCCAGGGAAAUGAGGACUUGCUGAUGAAAAAGACAGUUGUGGCUGAAAUACAAAGAUCAAUAGAUCAAAUAAGGAUGUGUCGAACAUAAUUCCAUAUACAAUGUGAAUAAAUAUCUGUGAUAUAUUAGUACAACUUUUUUUCAAACAAGACAAUAAAUCUUGGAAAUAUUGUGUAUUAGAUCUGAUGUGCGCAUGCGCGUGUGUGGAGUGUGUUUCAAAGACGAGACGAAUCAUUUGGAAGAGUCGAACAUUAUCUAUUUUGUAGUAUUAGUUUAGAUAAAUUGUUUUUAACAAAGUGGGUUCUCCAGAAUUUUCAGCAAUAUUCACUUUUUUUUAUUGUAAACUUACCGUGGAGUGAAUUCUUUGUUUGGAUGUGUGCAAUUGUUUUAUUAAAUGUAACAACAGACUUUGAUGUAACAUAUAUAUAUUGUAUUAUUGUAGAAAUGUGCAUGUUUUCAUUGUCAUUAGUCUUCUAUAUGUAAAUGUUAUAACUUGUGCCUAAUCCUUUGUUGUAAGUUUGACAAUAAAUAUAUUUAUAUCAAAUCAAAUCAAAUCAAGGAAGAUUUUAAUCCUUUAUGAAUACUACCGGCGAAAUCAAAU